Molecule: messenger RNA, 1350 nt
Organism: Papilio polytes (common Mormon)
Lineage: Eukaryota; Metazoa; Arthropoda; Insecta; Lepidoptera; Papilionidae
Gene: PQBP1
Product: polyglutamine-binding protein 1
Exons: 1
Coding region: 97-936 (279 amino acids)
Biological process (GO): alternative mRNA splicing, via spliceosome
Cellular component (GO): nuclear body; cytoplasm
Molecular function (GO): ribonucleoprotein complex binding; protein binding
Source: RefSeq, a predicted model, not a curated record
UGUCAAUGUCAAAUUGCGAAAGGAAGUUUUGUUAUUGUGGGAUAUUCUGUAUUAUUAAUUAAAAAGUAUUUUUGCGGAUUAAAAGAUUAUAAUAAAAUGCCGUUGCCCCCUGCUUUAGCAGCCCGUCUUGCUAAAAGAGGCAUUUUAAAAACUCCCAUUGCAGAUGUAGUCAAUAACUCGGGUACAGCUCAAGUAAAUGAAGAAAUUAUAGCUGAAGACUAUGAUAGCAAACCUGACGAACACAAUGCUAAAGAACAUUACUGGGAAGGUAUCGAAGGCGUGAAUGUAGAUCCCAUUAAAGGUCACCGCGGUUGUCCAAACAAAAGUAACAUUUAUCACGAAUGUUCCAAAUUUUGUGUGAAAACUUGGAAACAAGGUAAAAAGGUACCAAAUGAGAAAUAUUUGGAAAAUAAAAAGAAAGCUUUAGAACUGUGGCCUUUGCCUCCUGGAUGGGAAGAAGUUUAUGAUGAGGGUAGUGGCCAACAUUACUUUUGGAAUGUUCACAAUAAUCUUGUGAGUUGGUUGCCUCCCGCUCACCCACAAGCAGUUCCUAGUGAGAGUGCUGCUCAUCUAAGAGAAGAGAGGGUCUUGAAGGAAGGUGACGAGAGUGAUGACAGUAGUGAAGCAUCUGAUCAAGAGGUACCACAGCAACAGGUCAAAGAAAAGAAGCAUGAACGACGAGAAAAGAGUAGAGAUAUAGUUCAUCACAGAGAUAAGAAGAGGCAACGGGUUAGAGAUAAUGAUUUAGAUCCAAUGGAUCCUGCUUCUUACUCUGAUAUACCCAGGGGCAAUUGGAACUCAGGGUUGGACUCUCAUGCUAAAACGGGUGUGGAUACUACAGCAUCAGGGUCACUGUAUCAAAUGAGACCUUACCCUGCACCUGGGGCAAUAUUGGCAGCAAAUGCUAAAAAGCACUCACCUCCACCAUCUCCUUAGUCUAUAAGUAUUUUCAUCAGUAAAUAUUCGUAUUCUACUUCCUUGUUUUAUAGUUUAAAUAAACCUGUUACCUGUAUUACCUACUCAUUCAUAAAAUCGUAAUAAAAAUACAUUUGACACUGUUGAGGAAGAUAGUAUUUUUGAGUGUCAGCAUUUUCAACAUUUUGGCUAUUCUUUCAUGAACAAAUGGAAUUUUACAGGUAAUAUUCAAUCCAAAUUGUAUAUGUAACAGUGUCUCAAUUGAUAGAGCAACACAUCCUCAUUACAAAUUCUAUUAUAAUGAUAUCUAACAGAUUGUAAGUGUUCCUUGUGUAGUGAAACAUUUAAGUCUUGUCUCGGUAUCUGGCCGCAUCUAUUUAACAAGAAAUCAAGAUGGAUUCAGAUGAAAGAAAUAAUAAAGAACAAAUAAAUGUG